AUGACCGAAGUUCAAGAGCGUUUAGAGAGCGCCAAGAAUAUAAUAAUCGCUGGCAUUUUCGAACCACAUUCAGAAAAUAUGGGAGAAAAGAGGGAAAACGAUAGAUGUGAUGUGAUGAAAGUACUAUCAGGCAUCUAUCCACUUACCCCCCAACCAGAAAGAAUAAUGCGCCUAAGCAAGUAUGAUGGGAAGAAAACGCGCCCACUAAAAGUUUGA
Messenger RNA from Parnassius apollo (apollo), 216 nucleotides. The record is from the annotation of a GenBank genome assembly. Lineage: Eukaryota; Metazoa; Arthropoda; Insecta; Lepidoptera; Papilionidae.